UAUAGUGUUCAAACUGUAUUUUUAAUGUUUUCUCUAAAUAAUAUGUGAAACGCACACCUACUGUUUUUUUAGGGAGGUGCUAUAGCCACUGGUAAACAGUUCUAAUGGUAAAGAAAUGCUGCACACUCUGGCUCCAUAUGACAAGUUUAGUAGCCUAAAGUGGCAGUGUGUGGCACUUCUAUACCCUUCUAAUGUGUUCUACGCCAUAUAAACAUCAGUAAACUGUCUGGCCAAACCCUGGCCAGCAUCCUAAAAUGUUAUGAUCACUCACUAAGGACUUACACUAAGCCUAGGCUACUAAGGAAGAUGUGACACUCUGCUAGAAAAUAAGUAAAUUCAGAAGCCCAGUGGUAGGACUAAUGCCAUGGAGAACCAUGGCACAUCUGGUGAAGCCUCUACUCCAGAGACUCACCCUGAUGUCCAGCCCUCAGAGGGAGGUCUUCUGAUGGCACCCACCAGAAAGAUGCCUGAGGAGCUUUCACCUCUCACAGACUACCUGACCGAUCUAACGGAGCAGGAAUGGGUGGCCUUCUCUCAGGCAACCGCCGACCCUGUCACAAAGGCACAGUUUUUGAAACUGUGCGUGAACCUGGUGCAGCAUGUGACCAUGAGCUCAAUGAACGCGGUCGUCCCCGCGCUCAUAAAGCUGCUGACAGUGGACCCGCAGCAAUUCCUGACCUGUUCAGAGACGCACUACUGCCUUUUAGAUUUGGAAACAGCCGGCCCAUCGCUCAGAUGGAGUGACGAGGGACGGCACGUCACAGUGCUCAAUAAUGCCAUGCUGAUGAAGGCUAGUACAGAAGGGAGCAGUGGUCAGACUCAGGAAGUGACCCGAACACCUGACUCUCGCCGCUCUGCUGAGGAGAGGUCCCAGCAGAUCUCAUUCCUAGAUCAGUUUGGCAUCACAGAGGAAGGCAUCCGACAGAGUGUCCAGGCAACCUUAAAGGAGCUCAACGUGGUGGGCUGCCCAUCAGCCACUGAAGAGUUGACCCAUUCCAUUGUAAGGGAAGCUAUGGUAUGGGUGAACACUAGUCUAGCUGAGUUCAAAAAGGCAGCUUCCAGUGAACCAGGGAGCUCAGCCCUUCAUGAGAUCUUCAACGCUGAGGAGUUUGUCGAGAAGGUCAGCAUUAAGCUGGAUAGUCGGAGAAGUGCGGAGGAUGCAAGGCAGUCCCUUCUCUGCUGGAAGAGGUGCUCUGAUGCAUGCCCUUCUGAGGAAGACCUGGACCCAGUUCUGUCCUCAACAGUGAGUGACUCAAUGACAGUCAUCAUUGACACUAUCGAGUCGAGCUUAAAUGAACAGGAUGAGGAUGACUGUAAGAACAAACCUGACAAAAACCUGUUUUCGUCUAUCAGGCAGGCUGUGAAAGCCUUUGCAUGCCAGAGUGCGUCUCUGUCUGAAGUUUCAUUUUAUGACGAAGAAAACCAGGGGGAUCAUAUUGAGUGUAUUUCACAAGUAACACUGGACAGUCUGUUCAGUUCAGCUGUUCAGCCAGGAAAGCGACCAUUUUCCUUUGAUGAUUUCCGUCUGAAGGCCAACAAGGCUGUGAGAAGUGUUCUGGUCAUUAAAAUGAAGAAUUUUGACUCUGUUCCCCCAAGUUAUACGCAUGUCUGUGCCACUGAUACCCCUGCCUCUGUAGACGCCCCAAGAAGUAAAACCGAGCAUUCACCAGAACCCUAUUGGAAACCUGUUGAGGAGGCUGCCUCACUGGUCAUUGAGAACUUUGUGGAAGAGAUUAAGGCAAUCGCGCAAUCAGCAGAAUGUGUGGAUGAAAACGAGGAAACAGCAGUUGAGACUCAACCUGAUGAUGCCUCAAGUAUCGAGAAGAUGGAGCCUAAUGCUGAGAAGAACCCAGCCCUGUUGGCAGCGAAAAAAAUCUUUGCUAAAGUCCAGAAAACGCUGGAGGACUUCUUCAUACAACUACCCACUGAGCUGCAUCUGCACCAAGCUAUUUCUGCUCCCAGCAGUGACGAAGUCUCUGACCAAAAUCCCCAGGAACCAGGUGAAGAUCCUACCCAGGACUUCACUCAAAUGGCUAGCUGUCGCAAUGAGCAGCUACCUCAGGCCAGGACAGUUAGCCAUCUGCAACUCCACCAGGUACAAAGUGAAGCAGCGCAGUCUGGUCACAGUGCUCUAAGUCAACCUGACCUUGACACCUGCACACGCAAUGUGCUAAAAGGAGUAAUAGCUUCUUACCAUAAGCAGAAAGAGGCCGCUCAGCCAGAGGAGACAUCACUCGAUCCAUCAACAACGCCCAAUGAUUAUGUACGGAAUGUAAUCUCCCAGCUGAGUAAUAUCACCUCCUCCUCAAUUGAGGACUCGCUCUCCAUUGUGUGCAUUCAGAAUCUGUCAAGCUCCACAUUUCAGAGGAAUGCUUUUGACGCCGUUGUGGAUGUGCUUGUCACGUCAGUCCAGAGCAACGGCACUCUCCGGCCUUUUGUGUCCAGUGACAACAUAGAGGAAAGUGCCGAGCCAGAGAAUGACACGUGUGCCUCCUCUCUGCCACAGGAGGCAGAGAUUGAAAAUGCAAAUGCUGCUGCCUCGGAAAUUGUCGACCAGUUUGAAAAAGACCUGCGAAAGUGUAUCGAGUCGCUCCAGUCGCUCAGAAUCACAAACCAAAGUGACAUGGGCUCUAUGGAACCCCUGGGGACUCUGAGGAGCACAAAGGAAAUCCCUAAGCAAGAAUUUACCUCUGCUGCCUCAAAAGUAUAUCACAGUGUGCAAGUUAAGGUGAGAGAGAUUUUUGCCCAGUUGUCCUUUCAGAGGAAAUGGCCCUAUACACGUUUGGAGGAAACGUCUUCAAAGGAUUACAUAUCUGACCUAUCAAAAGGCAAUGCUGCCCGAUCUGGCUCUCUGGAUGUUACAGAGGUUAUGCCAGAGACAACUGACCUGGAAGACUGCACUAAGGAAGUAAUGGGAGAGCUUAUUAUGUCUGUUAAAGAGCAAAUAGCAGAAGACCAGAUGUCUUGCACUGAAGGAAAGACACCAACAUCAGGGAGUUACCUGGCAGGGAACAUCAUGCUGGAAAUCGAAAACAACUUUGUGUACACAUCUAGUCCUUCAAUGCAGAGUUCAGCCAACAGACAAUGUUCUGCUGAAUUAGUCCUUCCGAUAACUGAAAUAAUGCAGAAACUCUCAAGCGAGGACAUUCAGACAAAAGCAGUGAAACAAGUGAGCCAGGUUUUACUCAACUCAGCCAAAAGCAGUGGAACAGCCUCCUCCCUGCCAACAGAGUCAACUGCAUCUGAUCUCGUUGGCACUGUCGUUGAAGGCAUUCAGACUCUGUUUCAGUCCACAUCAUACAAUGCAAUGGAUAACACCAUUUCUGAUAGCAAAGGGAAAAGCCAGGGAGGUUCAUCUGUUUUGCUUAACAAGUCUCAGGUUGGGAAGGAGGCUUCUAAGGUUAAAAUCUGGUCAGUCACAAGAGAGAUAUUUGAAAGCCUACGGAGGAAGGUGAAAGAUUUUAUCACCAAUUCCCAGCUGCAUGAAUCUAAGGUCGAAGAGAAGGUAUGUGCAAAACAAGCCAUUAGCAAUGUGCUCGUUUGCAUUCAGGAAGAAGUUCCGAAUUCUGGAAUGUGGGGAACUGAUUCUGAGCAUCUCCAUUUGUUUCAUAACACGAUAAACACAAUGCUACAAAGUCUGGGAGACAUGGACGUGCAGAGGCCUACUUCAGCUUCCUCCUCUGUUCGAAAGGGCAAGCACUCACCUUUGCCUCAAGAGACUUUACUUGGGGUAGUGCUCACCUCUUCCGAAAGCCCUUUCCCUUACAUGGAUGGCGAAUCUCUUCGGGAUACCAUGGUUGACGUUGUGAAAGUCGUACUGGAGAAAGUUGAUGACGGGGAGGCUUCUUUGUCAUAUGCCCAAGGUCUUACCUCGGUUGCACGAAGCCUUGAGAGAUCGUUGUCCAGCAGCAGUGUCAACUCAUUUUCCCAUGACCUCAUUGAUCAGAUCUAUGGUCUUUUCAUGAGGAGCAACAACUCAACUCCGAGACAGUGUGUCUCAGAUUCUGCACUUUUGAAGCACGAGCAUGAGAAAGCGUCAGGGAUGCUAACUGCCUCUGAAAUACUUCAACUCUACAUUGAGGAGAGUGUCAAACAUCUUUUUCUCCCCUGUUUCAAACUUCCUUCCCCUUGGGAUGGGGUUAAGGGAGGCUCACAGCAACAAGCCCAGACCUCAAUCUCUUGCCCAAGCAGCCUAACUGACGUAGCAUCAGACACUCAGGGCAAAAUGGCCGCUACGAAGUCCCCACCACAAAUCCUGAGUGACACAGUGGGCCUCGUCGUUGAAAUGAUGGUGAAAGAGGUCAUGAGUGGUCUGACCCGGGCACUGAGCCCAAACAGUGAUCUGGAGGCAGUUGAAGAAACAUCUCAUUCAUCAAAUUUGAGAGCAACAAAGAGCUUCAGUUCAAAGCUCGCAGAACCACAGAUGAGUGCUGGGACCAGUGAAGGUGUCCAAAUCACCCCAUGGCCAAAGGCCUUUCCCAUGGACACGGAUGACUACACUGGCCUUGUGACUAUACUGGUUGUUCAACUGUUGACAAAGAUAAACUAUGGAUGGUUCUCCUAUGACAUGGUCAGCAAAGCCGGGGAACUCAUAAACAAGGUUGUUGCUGCGUUCAGUGCCUCUUCUGGCAUUUCAGCAACAGAACCCUAUCCUGAAGAUAUUAGAGAGCACAGGAUCUACAGGGCUGUCUACAGCAAUCUCCUCACCGAGUUUGGAUCUGAAACGGAUCUCCUGAAAGCCAUGGAGUCCAAUCGCCCAUCGUUUCAGACGUCCAUAGUCACAUCACUUACUAAGGAGCUUCUACAGAUAUGUGACACACAACCUGUGAAGGGGAAAGGAGAGCGUGGGAUCUUCCAGAAGCUCAACAUUGGUGGGAAGAAUGUCCCAUCACAGAGCAGAAAACAGUGGCAUUCCUCCAACAAGGAUCAGAGUGCUCUCUCCACCACUGCUCUCAUGGCUUCAGCCAAUAUGUCUUCAUCCAGUGAAACCCCACUGAUUGAGCAAUCAUCUAGACACUCAGAGAAAAGCAGAGAUGCCCGGAUGCCUAAGAAACAUUGCUGUUUUAUCAAAAUAUUCUCUGCCCUGAGAGGGGAGACAUCUUAGAUAAACCAUGGUUCAAAUAAACUAAAUAAAGUAUUCAUUUCA
Messenger RNA from Alosa sapidissima (American shad), 5146 nucleotides. RefSeq lists its product as uncharacterized. NCBI's taxonomy places the organism in Eukaryota, Metazoa, Chordata, Actinopteri, Clupeiformes, Clupeidae. The transcript has 9 exons. Bases 365 to 5104 code for a protein of 1579 amino acids. The record is from RefSeq and is a predicted model, not a curated record.